This is a messenger RNA of Lobosporangium transversale, 1214 nucleotides long. RefSeq lists its product as hypothetical. NCBI's taxonomy places the organism in Eukaryota, Fungi, Mortierellomycota, Mortierellomycetes, Mortierellales, Mortierellaceae. The transcript is spliced from 4 exons. The record is from RefSeq and is a predicted model, not a curated record. The coding region runs from base 105 to 1175 and encodes 356 amino acids. Gene Ontology annotation, molecular function: catalytic activity.
GGAAUUGUUCUGUUUUAAAAGUUUAAAAGCAUUCAUUCUUUUUUUGAUUUGUUUCUUUCAUCCAACCUAGAAUACGCAAACAAAUCGCCAAGAUCACUUCAAACAUGCUUCCAAGAAAUGUCCUCGCCAUCCGUAGAACCAUUGCAGGCUCUACCGCAGUUGAAAUCAUCACUAUGCUCACCUCAAAAUCUUCUAAAGCCAUCUUACUUGACUAUCCAUCGGGUGCAUACACCGGUAUGCGCACGUUCAACAAAAUUGGGAUCAUGGAUUUCACCGGCCAUACAAACCGUCUUGCUGACUCCUUACAGCAGAUCAAGUUUCAUGCUCUUACUAGUCGCGUUACAACACCGGGGACUGAUACCGACAGUCAUAAUAAUGGCCAUGAUCGUGGUGGUGACCAUGAGAACAAUGAUAUAAACAGUUUGGAGAAAGAAGAUCCUACCAUCACUUCUGCGCUGGCUGCAUUCAGAACCAGGGAGAUAAUGAAAUUGGAAACGACUAAUCUAGUAAGCGAGGGACUCAAGUUUUACUACAAACAAGCUAAGGAAUACAACUCCAUUGAUUCCGCCUCAAUUGGCGAGACUAAAGUGACCGUUCUAUGCACCUGGGAUUCUGGAGCAAAAGAGCCGACUUUGGUUGCACACUUUGAGCCACUAAUUGCUCUCAGAACGUCACGCUGUCAAGUUGAAGUGCAUGGAGCACCUCGUCAUCAAGCCUCUGCCAAGGAUUCACAAUGGGUUCGAGUUCGGGAAGCAUUCGAAGCUGCAUUGAAUAAGGACUCCAAUGAAGCCCUGUUGCUGGACGAUAAGACACAGGAUGUGUACGAAGGCUUGUCUUCCAACUUUUUUGCUCUCGAUCGCCAGCAUCACAAAUUGUUGACAGCACCACUGGGCAGUGUGUUGCAAGGGACCAUAAUGAAGGUGGUCCUGGAUGUUUGUAAAUCGGAAAAUAUUCCUGUUGAUUUCACGUUUCCUAAUCUGAAGAAUGUUGAUGAUUGGGAAGGCGCCUUCAUUACUAGCACUUCGAGAUUAGUGCUCCCGAUUGAAAAGCUGGUCCUGCCUAGCGGAUCUGUCAAGCAGUUUGGAGAGAGCCCCACGAUUGAUCUGAUCCGUAAUCAAGUCCUGAACGAGUGUCGGAAACGUGUCGAGAAACUCAUUUCUGAGAAGGAUAUCUAAGAUGACUAAUGAUUAAAUAAACUGUAUUUCUGCCUUUGG